GCGAGUAGAUCCAUUGCUCAAUUCAUACAGUGACUAUGAAGACAGUGUUUACGGCCUUGCUUGGAGUUCUAGAGAGCCUUGGAUAUUUGCAUCAUUGUCCUAUGAUGGGAGGGUUGCAUCAUAUGUUAUUACAGUUUCCAAACAGAGGUGGUAG
Molecule: messenger RNA, 154 nt
Organism: Ilex paraguariensis (yerba mate)
Lineage: Eukaryota; Viridiplantae; Streptophyta; Magnoliopsida; Aquifoliales; Aquifoliaceae
Source: the annotation of a GenBank genome assembly